GAAAAAGUCUUUAAAUAAUUUUAAUACCGGUUUUGAUGUGGUUAGUCUAUCCCAGUGGCGGCUCGUGACAUUGUGAAUAGUUUCCUCUAAUGAAACCUCUCGAAGCACACGCGAUAACAAUUACUCGCGAUGCCAGUGCACUUCAGGAGGUAUUUUCAGAUGGUGGAAAAGAGAUCUUCGGACGUCAACCCUAUGUGGAAAGUUCUUCACGCGCUCCUAUUCAUCCUGAUAGUGGUGAUGUCCUUCGUUGCGGCGGUCACCUUCAACGACAUCUUCGAAUCAUUCAGCUACACUUGCAUACUGUACGCCAAGCCUACUAUCCGCUUGGAUAACAUCCAGUACCACCCUGCUAUUGUCCAAGACAUGGAAAAUAAGACCGAUAUAUCUACCUCGACCACUGACGAAUCUCUUCGAGACGACGACGAGACCACCACCGUCACCGAGUACACAACCGUCGCCUUAACCACCACCCAGGCAGUGGUGAAGACGACCACUAAAGUUACCCCAACCGAAGUGCCCAGUUACGAGAUCAUAAACAACGAAUACUGGAUCGUAAAUUCUACUUUAAAGGCCAAGAUCAUGGUGGAUUUCGCUUACACCGUUUUUGGAUCUAAGAGUGUGUGUAACACGGUCCUAUUCUUUCCGUUAGCGACGCUGGUUUUGGGAACUUUUUCUGCAAUUAUCGUCAUGAUUUGUGGCAGGGGUGGGAAAGGCUACUCUUCAGAACUCUUCCCGCAACAAUGGAUAUAUGUGUACCCCUUUUUGGUGUUCAGUUUAUUAAUGAUAAUAAUAAACGCCAUCGUGGUAAGUUUUUUCUAUAAUGGAAUGGAGCAAUUAUGCGCAGAGUUUGAGACGUACACGGGAUCAAGCAGUUGUACGAAAAAAAUAAACUAUCUAACGGAUGAAGCGGGAUUCGGACUUUUCAAUUUGUAUCAGUCGUACCACCUUUGCCUCACCUCGUUGUCCACCGAACUCAUAAUGUGGACCUUACAGGCGUUGCUGAUGAUUUUCAGAGUUCUCUGUAUAGCGGACUUUGAUCUAAUUAUGGUAAACGUUUCGUCCAAGAGACGCCACUCGCUGGGAUACGAUGUCGACGAGGCUCUGAUGAAAUCUCACAAACUGAAGAAAGUAACUUUCGAGGACAAUGAUUGUAAGAGCCGCAAUAAAAACGAAGAUGUGACGCAAGUUUAACGUACUCGAAAAUAUACGGUUUAAUCUCAGGGUUUAUUUAGGUUAAGAUGGCAGCACGUCGCAUACAACAUAACAUAACCUUAAAAGUCUAAUUUUUAUUACAGUAUUGUGUCAAAAAUUUCAAUAUUUCACAUUCCAGUUUACAAGGUGGUUGAAAAAUUUUGAUGGCAAAUGCUAGGUCAUAAGGAAUAUGUGCCAAUGGACGUGUAUUUACCAAAAAUUACGGGUCAUUUUGGUUUUUUAUUUAAUUUAUUUUUCAGCGGCUAGAAACAAAUUAGAUGUUAAUAAAGUAGUCGAAAUUGUCAGUUACUUGUAGCUCAAAGUAAAAUUAAAAUUUUGGUCAUAAUAAAUAAGCGACAAUGUGGUUCUUACAUUUCUGGCGACAUCAUCUCGUAUACAGGGUGUCCCAUCAGGAAUCACACUGAUCCGAUAGAUCUGAAAAUUUCUGGGACACCCUGUAUUUAUGGGCUUUGUACCUGACAAAGUGCUCGAAUAUGACGGGGUUAUUUCCCCUUUUUAUCAAUUACUUAAUUUAUUUAGUAUUGUCUAGGUGUUUAUAUUUAUGAAUACAGGAUGUUUAUAAACUUGGAGACAAUUUAAGACCAACAAACAUUUUCAAUAACACACGCACAGAAGAAAAAAAAAUCAUGUUUGGUAGACCAGACAUCUAUGUAUUUUGACGUCACGUUAGAACCUUUUUCUAACCUCAAAAAAUGUACCGAAAUAGCAACUGGUGCUUUCUAAUAAAGAGCUCUGUAGCUGUCUUCACAAGAAACAACCGAGCGUGUGGUAAGUUAAUGAGAAUAGAUCACCAAGUACGUAUAGGUUAGAAUUUCAAUCUAACCUUGAAACUUGCGUGAAAGUAUUCGAUACGUUAAAAUUGUGUGGAAAUCAGGACGUGACACUCCUAUGAUACGUUUUUAAAAAUGCUGGUACAAAUGUGACACACUAGAUCUGAUCAGAUCGAGUAUUGACCACUUUCUAACCUCAAAAAAAUCGGGUGUGAGAUUCACUGUCGCCCGGUUCUUGGGUUAGAGAGUUUGAAGGUUCAGUUUGUAGGGACUCUGUCAAAUCGAUAUAUACGAAAACUCGAUCGCCCUGAAUUUUUUGAGGUUAGGAAGUGACCAUUAUUCGAUUUCGAUGUCAAAUUUAUACUCGGCUCUUUAAAAUACCUACUGGAGAAAUGACAAAGAUAGAUACAGAUUUUUUUGUUAUUUCAACCUUUGUUUUGAGGUUAGAAAAAAAUCUUGACCUAUAGGGGAUUUAGUCUACCGAACAUUUUUGUGUUUCUGUGUAAUCAAAACAUUUGGUAUUGCAAAACAGUGCAAGCAGUGCAUAAAUUGUGAAAACUUAUUGGGAACCUCUGGAACAGUGUAGCCGUAGAUAGCGCGCCGUGCCAUUUUUUGUCCCGUUUUUGUGUACUAAAUUGGAAAAUUGUUAGCUGUUUUAGAUUAUCGUCACUUUUACUGCAGUUUUAAUUACAGAGGUGCGUCUUAUUGUUUGAGUUUCAAGCAAAAUUGUUGAGGAGACGUUUAAUUGAAGUCAUUUAUUUUUCUGCGUUUUUACGUUUGCUUAAAGAAAUGCAAAUAAUCACACAUAAAUGGCCUAUCGAUAUAGUAACAAAUGAAUGAAUGACAAUGUGAGUUAAUUGCACUGCCCAGCUAUCGAUGGAGUCAGCGAUUCCGAAAAUGUUUUUUCGUAGUAUGCGGUGAGUGUUAGAAAAAAAUUUUAUUCCCAAAAAAAAUGUUUUCCAAGUUUGUGGACUUCCUGUAUAAAAGUACUGAAUUUCCGAAGUGUAAAUUAUUGCAACAAAGGCCAAUAGAUGAUGUUAAAAUUCAGUUAUUAGUUGUUUGCGUUAUAGUUUUUGUGUUCUAUAAAUCUCAAAAAAUAAGUUUACUUACCUCUAGAAGUCUUUGUUCCAAAUAAAUAUGUAUAUAUUGAUGUUACAAAAAUCCACUUCACACUCCGUGUAACACGUGUAACAACUUAAAUUAAUUUGUUUUGAACAAUUAAAUUCCACAUAAAUCACUUAAAUCACCGUUGUACAAUUCAAGUUGAUGUUGCAGUAAUAUUUCUUAGGUAAAAGUAAUUGAAAGUGUGUAUAUGUUUUGUACUUCUGUACUGAGUCGAACUAAAAAAAAAUAACAUCGAAAAAAUAAACACUACCAGUGCCUGCAUAUUAAACAUUAUGAGUAUAAUAAAAAUGAAAGAGCUAGAAUGAAACAUAACACAUUUUUCUCAAGAUAUUUUUACGUGAUCGUGUUCUCUCAGUGUAGAAUUUUAAAUUACCGCAAAAUAUUCGUAUAAAAAAAAUUGCAAAUGCUCAUUAUAUGUGGACCACAAUGUGUUGAAAUAAUUUGUUGAUUUUCACUAUCAACACUAUAUGGAAAGCUCAGAGAUGUUAAAUAAUUAGUAGUUUCAUGGUUUUUUAAAUGAAUUACUCCAAUAUAGUGUUGACAGUCCUUUAGCGCUAAUAAUCGUAUUGUGAUAAGAGCUGUAUUGUUAAUAAUAUAUUUUUAUUAAACGCAAUGAACAUUU
This is a messenger RNA of Anoplophora glabripennis (Asian longhorned beetle), 3729 nucleotides long. RefSeq lists its product as uncharacterized. NCBI's taxonomy places the organism in Eukaryota, Metazoa, Arthropoda, Insecta, Coleoptera, Cerambycidae. Bases 130 to 1191 code for a protein of 353 amino acids. The record is from RefSeq and is a predicted model, not a curated record. The transcript is spliced from 6 exons.